AUGAAGCGUUAUUAUCAUGCAUCAAGGAGGAGGAGAGUGUCCGUACAUUAUCUUCUCAUCGUAAUCGCCAUUUUCGCUGGAUUAGGCUUGCUAAUUCUCACUCUGAGAUCCAUUGAUCCGCCAGAAACCACUCACUUGCUCCCUGAAAUCAAACAAGAUUCGAGCUCGAGCUCAAGCUCAAUCUCAAUCUCCUCCAAAAACGCUGCCGUUGGACCGGUGAUUGGGAGAAAUGUUAGAAGAGGAGGAGGAGGAGGUGGUGGUGGUUCUUCCAAAUCGUGCGCUACUGUUGAAGAAAUGGGCAAGAGUUUCAAAGGAGGCCAAGUCUGGAAAGAGAGUCUUCGAGUCAGAAAGAUUAUCGCCGACCACUUCGAUUUAAACGGUGCUACGAGAGUGCGAGAUCUUCCUCCAGAGCAGUUUUGCAGGCACGGUUUUGUGCUGGCGAAAGCAUCGGAAGCAGGUUUAGGCAAUGAGAUGUACAAGAUUUUAUCUGCCGCAGCAUUGAGCGUAAUGCUCAACCGUUCUCUGAUCAUUGGGCAAACCAGGGGUAAGUAUCCUUUUGGGGAUUAUAUUUCGUAUUCGAAUCAUUCCUUCACGAUGCGAGAAGUUAAGCAUCUGUGGAGACGAAAUGGUUGUUUAAAUAACUAUCAAAGGCAUUUGGUUAUGAGAACUGAUGAUUUUGCAAAGCCAGCGAAAACGAAUGUCCUUUGUAGCAAUUGGAGGAAAUGGAAACAACCUAUCAUAUGGUUUCAGAACACAACGGAUGCUGUGGCCAUUCAGUUUUUCUUGAAGAAUGUACACCCCGAGAUGAGGAAUGUUGCUUCUAAAUUGUUUGGACAGCCAGAACAACUCCAGGCACGCCCGAAUGUUUUUGGGGAGCUGAUGAGAAUUCUGAUAUCCCCUUCAGAAAAUGUUGAGGAAGUGGUCAAGUGGGUUCUUCGCGAUGGGGUAGAUCCUGAUAUUUCUUUACACAUGCGGAUGCUUAUGAACAGGUCUGUCAGAGCUCCACAGGCAGCAUUGAACUGCAUCAGGAAAGCUCUCCGCAAGCUACGCCAUAUUUCAAAACCUAAAGUGGUUUUAGUAACAGAUACCCCCGCUUUUGUAAAAAGCAUUCUUCCAAACAUAAGUGAAUUUGCAGAGGUUCUUCAUUUUGAUUAUAAGCAUUUCCAAGGAAAUAUCUCCCAUGCCGUUAAUAAAUCACAUAGAUUAGAUUUUAGGGUGAAGGAUUGGGGCCCUGCCCCCAGAUGGGUUGCAUUUGUAGACUUCUUCCUUGCAUCACGUGCGAAACAUGCUGUUGUUUCUGGGGCUCACAGGCGCGUUGGGACUACAUAUGCUCAGUUAAUUGCAGCACUGGCUGCUGCAAAACACCUUGAUGGUUUAAGGUUGCAGGUUGGCUGGGGACAUGUUUGGAACAGGUUUGCCGGUCCAUUGAGUUGCCAAAACCAGGCCAACCAAUGUGCUUACACGCCACUUCUCCCUCCAGCUUGGUGGGAUGGUCUUUGGCAAUCUCCUAUUUCACGUGAUGUCCGCAGGCUAGAAGCUUUCGGUCUCAAACUAUCUGGUUUUGGCACAAUUGAUGAAAAACAUCUUCAGUCCUUCUGCAUUUCGAAGAAAAAAAGGCGAACACUGCAUUAA
Molecule: messenger RNA, 1632 nt
Organism: Dovyalis caffra
Lineage: Eukaryota; Viridiplantae; Streptophyta; Magnoliopsida; Malpighiales; Salicaceae
Source: the annotation of a GenBank genome assembly